CGUCCGUUCGCGAUCCGCAGUUCGCAGCUUUUCUAAAGCAUUCCGCCUUUUUGCUGAUCUGCACACUCCUCUUAACGGCCACAUCUGAACCUUACGCGCACGAAUCACCUACUCUUAUACACGCAAAGUCUCAUUUCGAUAAUUAAAUUUUACGUCGAGUGCUACAUAGCAAGUCCAAUGUACACUCUGAAUGCCGAUUCUGCUCUCACUGGAACAUUUGGCUCUAGCGCUCUACACCAAUUUCUAACUCGAGAUGCGAAAAGUACCCUUACGCCGAACGCGACGCAGCGUACGACCUUGAUCGUUGCCGGAUGCUAUAUUCUAGUUAUAGGAAUUCUAUGGCACAUUCCGGUUCUGAGUUGGAUAAUCUAUCCGUUCAAGCUGUUGACCGUAGGAUUUCACGAGAUGUCCCAUGCGUUCAUGGGCCUACUUACCUGUGCACAUAUACAUUCUAUCGAGCUGGACCCCGAUGAAGGCGGUGCCACGCGGAUGUCCGGUGGUGUUCCAUAUCUCACUCUCCCUGCAGGAUAUCUUGGUUCUUCUUUGAUUGGUGCUGCGCUUAUCGCUUGUGGCUUCGACACGAAUGCCAGCAAGAUUGCAAGUAUCGUUCUUGCUGUCUUCUUUUUGUUCACACUAUGGUGGUCAAGGAGAGAUUGGUUAACCUGGGUCUUGAUUUUGGGCAUGUCUGGGCUCAUAGUCCUCUUUUGGUUCGUCGCCGGCGGAGUAGCACUGCGAUACUUUGUACUAUUUAUUGGGGUCAUGAGCUGCAUGUAUUGCCUAUGGGACAUCAUUGACGACACUAUAUCCCGGAAGGUCAACUCCUCUGACGCCGCACAGUUUGCUAAAAUAUGUGGAUGCUGUCCAUCUCAAGUAUGGGGUGUUCUUUGGUUGUGUAUAUCCCUGGCAUUCUUCAUUGCCGGGGUCCUCGUUGGCCUUGUAGCAUUCAAGGAAAGCGCAGCGCAGCAGAAGGAGGACAGUUCAGUAUUUUUGCCUGUACCUGGGAGUAGCAGCGCAAUACCGUUGACUGCAACAGGAUAUGGUGUCUUAAGCUUGAUUUUGGUGGCCUUAGUCGGACUCCUUGGUAUUCCGAUGUAAUAUCGGGUGUCUUGAAAACGGACCUCCGUACAAGCAAUGGCGUCGAAUUGACUGGAAUGCUUACGAUAACAUCUGGCUGUACUGUAACUGCAUGAACUGUAAUGUAUGUAUGCUUUAUUUACUUAUUGUACUGAAGAUAUUCGCGGUCCAAUCCGGGUCCAAUCAAGUUGUUGUGUUGUCAAGAACGUGAAUCACUACUUGGCCUUGAGCGCGUUGGGCGAGUUGAUCGAGUUACAGAGGCUGUUGGGCUGCUGUUGAGAGGUAAAGACGAGGGAACGAGAUCCGUGAC
Molecule: messenger RNA, 1384 nt
Organism: Lentinula edodes (shiitake mushroom)
Lineage: Eukaryota; Fungi; Basidiomycota; Agaricomycetes; Agaricales; Omphalotaceae
Product: peptidase M50B-like-domain-containing protein
Exons: 10
Coding region: 178-1095 (305 amino acids)
Source: RefSeq, a predicted model, not a curated record